Messenger RNA from Aspergillus aculeatinus CBS 121060, 1008 nucleotides. RefSeq lists its product as uncharacterized. The transcript is spliced from 2 exons. Lineage: Eukaryota; Fungi; Ascomycota; Eurotiomycetes; Eurotiales; Aspergillaceae. The record is from RefSeq and is a predicted model, not a curated record. The coding region runs from base 278 to 955 and encodes 225 amino acids.
UCUGAAUCUCUCUUUGGACUGCUUCGGCCAACUCUCUCGUCUUAUUGUCUCCCUGUCUAAGGAGCACUUCUCGUACCUCCCAAUUGAUCCUCCCAAGGACAUCCUCUCCAAGCUUCCACCUGAGCUGCCAUCGUUCCUUGAUAACACUCCGGCCUCGCGUGAACUACGCUCCGCUUAUGUCCAACAUGUCGUGUCUAAGACAUUGACUUAUCGGAUCUUCCACCCUUUCCUCUUUACCCUUGGCCGACGGUACGAUAAGGCGGACACUUUCUUCCAGAUGCUUUCGAUGGACAUCCGACGCAAAUCCGUGCGACGCGAAGCGUUCUGGAGACAGCAGACACUGAAGGCAGCUUACACUACAUCGGAUGCCAAGCAAUCAAUCAAUGUGGUUGCUGCGGUCAUUGUUGAUGAGAUCAUUGAUCAGCUUAAGCACUUUGCAGACCCCCGGAAUUUGGACGCGCUUCUAGUUGGCGUAAGGAAGAUCGUUAAGUUAGCAGCCGAAACUUGGCGACUGGCUCGGGUUGAGCGAGAGCUCAUUUUGGCUUCACUGCCAGCGCCGGACGCCGAUAUCGUCCCCAACGACGAUUGGGCGGAAUAUGGGACUCCCAAGGAAGGUACUCUUAGCUCCAAGGAGGACCCAACACGUCAUGUCAUCCUCAGAACCUUUCCCCGAAUCACUCGCGAAGCAGCUCAUGAGGACUUUAUCGGAGAAGAGGAGAAGUCUCAACCUUGCACCUACUCGCAGGGUUGCGUCCUCUACUCCGAUUCUCCCGUGGUAAUGGCCCGGCUGCAAGAGCUGGCAAAGAAGUCCACGGACGCCUUGGCUAGUGGGGAUGAAUCUUCCCGCCGUGGCUCGCGUGAAUCGAUCCACCGUGAUGGGGAUGUCCCUUCAUCCAAAAAGAGCAAGGGAAGCAGGGAUGAAAUGAAUGGCACACCCGUGGACAUUACAGUAUGAACACGCGGAUCGCAGGACGCCAUCAGAGGGCCGGAGGGGGGGGGGGGUGAGUU